Messenger RNA from Columba livia (rock pigeon), 3975 nucleotides. It is a transcript of the gene PA2G4, whose product is annotated as proliferation-associated 2G4. NCBI's taxonomy places the organism in Eukaryota, Metazoa, Chordata, Aves, Columbiformes, Columbidae. The record is from RefSeq and is a predicted model, not a curated record.
GGCGGAGCCUCGCCUUCCCAGCGUGCCACGCGCGGAGCCCGCGCUCUCUCCUCGCUCGCGCUCCCGGCGGCUCCUCAGCGGCGGCGGCGGCACCGGGAGCGGCACCGGCACCGGGACCGGGCGUAGGUGGCUCCCACCAUGUCGGGCGAGGAGGAGGCGGCCGAGCUCACCAUCGCCGAGGACCUGGUGGUGACCAAGUACAAGAUGGGGGGGGACAUCGCCAACCGGGUCCUGCGGGCUGUGGUUGAAGCGGCGAAUGCCGGCGCGUCGGUUCUCUGCCUGUGCGAGAAGGGGGACGCCAUGAUCAUGGAAGAGACCGGCAAGAUCUUCAAGAAGGAGAAAGAAAUGAAAAAAGGUAUCGCCUUCCCGACGAGUAUAUCGGUAAAUAACUGUGUCUGCCACUUCUCCCCGCUGAAGAGCGACCAAGAUUACAUCCUCAAAGACGGCGACUUGGUCAAAAUUGACCUGGGAGUCCACGUCGACGGCUUCAUCGCCAACGUCGCGCACAGUUUCGUCAUAGACGCCUCCAAGGAAAACCCCGUGUCGGGCCGCAAAGCCGACGUCAUCAAGGCGGCUCAUCUCUGCGCCGAAGCCGCGCUGCGCUUGGUAAAGCCUGGGAACCAGAACACACAAGUGACAGACGCGUGGAACAAAAUCGCUCACUCGUUUCACUGCACACCCAUCGAAGGGAUGCUGUCGCACCAGCUGAAGCAGCACGUGAUCGACGGGGAGAAAACCAUCAUCCAGAACCCCACAGACCAGCAGAAGAAGGACCACGAAAAAGCAGAAUUUGAGGUCCACGAAGUUUACGCCGUCGACGUUCUCGUCAGCAGCGGCGAGGGAAAGGCAAAGGACGCGGGCCAGAGAACCACGAUUUACAAAAGGGACCCCUCCAAACAGUACGGCCUGAAGAUGAAAACCUCCCGUGCCUUUUUCAGCGAGGUGGAGAGGCGCUUCGACACGAUGCCGUUCACUCUCAGGGCGUUUGAGACGAGAAGAAGGCGAGGAUGGGGGUGGUGGAAUGCGGCCAAGCACGAGCUGCUCCAGCCCUUCAACGUCCUCUACGAGAAGGAAGGAGAGUUCGUCGCACAGUUCAAGUUCACGGUGCUGUUAAUGCACGGCCCCAUGCGGAUAACGAGCGGCCCCUUCGAGCCCGAGCUCUACAAGUCGGAGUUUGAGGUGCAGGACGGGGAGCUGAAGGCUCUGCUACAAAGCUCCGCGAGCCGGAAGACCCAGAAAAAGAAGAAAAAGAAGGCCUCUAAGAACGCAGAAAACGCCAACGGGGAGACGGCGGAGGAGAACGAGACCGGUGAUUGAGCAUCUCUCGUGUACCCCCCAAUUCACACACACUCACCCCUUUUUUUUCUCCCCCCCCCCCCACCCUCCUCACCCCAACCCUAAAAAAAUAGAGAAAAAGCAACAAAAAACCCAACCAGAAGCACCAAAUCUGGUAGCGUUUGUCUCUUCUGCCCAAAGCACAGCCAGGCCGGGCCUUCCCGCCGCCCGGCGCUGAGGGGCCGGAUUGCUUCAGACUCCUUAAAAACCACACGGAAACGGGCAAAGAAAUAAAAUCAGGAGUAAAAGCUGAUCUAGAUCCGCUCUUUCCAACCUUUGCCAACACCCAGACUUGUUGAAGAGUGAAAUAACCCACCCGGUGAGAGCGGAGAGGUGGUUUAUUCCUCCUCUUGUUUAAAUUGCUGCUUUGGCGGCUUUUGACGGGGUUAAAAACCAAAACCAAAUGGUGUUUAACGCCCCGCCCCCCCCAGAUAAAUUACAGGAUUUUGGGGAUGUUGCUCUUAGGUUUUACGCUUAAAAUUGGGGAGAAAUCAGUAUUAAAAUUGGUCGUUUUGUCUCCUGUUCCUCGUUACAUUUUACACUUAAAACUGAGGAAAAAAUAGUAUUAAAAUUAAUCAUUUUAUCUCCUGUUCCUCUUAAAAAAUUUAAACUUAAAAUUGGGGAAAAAUUAGUAUUAAAAUUAAUCAUUUUAUAUCCUGUUCCUCUUAAAAAUUUUAAAAUUGGGGAAAAAUUAGUAUCAAAAUUGGUCAUUUUAUCUCCUGUUCCUCGUUACAUUUUAUGCUUAAAAUUGGGGAGAAAUUGGUAUUAAAAUUGGUCAUUUUAUCUCCUGUUCCUCUUUAUAUUUUAAACUUAAAACUGGGGAGAAAUUAGGAUUAAAAUUAAUCAUUUUAUCUCCUGUUCCUCUUAAAUUUUUAAACUUAAAAUUGGGGGAAAAUUAGUAUUAAAAUGAGUAAUUUAAUCUGUUCUCUUUACAUUUUACGCUUAAAAUUGGGGAGAAAUUGGUAUUAAAAUGAGUAAUUUAAUCUCCUGUUCCUCUUUACAUUUUAAACUUAAAACUGGGAAAAUUUAGUAUUAAAAUUGGUCAUUUUAUCUCUUGUUCUCUUUACAUUUUACGCUUAAAAUUGGGGAAAAAUUAGUAUUAAAAUGACUAAUUUUAUCUCCUGUUUGUCUUUAUAUUUUACACUUAAAAUUGAGGAGAAAUCAGUAUUAAAAUUGGUCAUUUUAUCUCCUGUUCCUCGUUACAUUUUACACUUAAAAUUGGGAUAAAUUGGUAUUAAAAUGAGUAAUUUUAUCUCCUGUUCCUCUUAAAUUUUUGAACUUAAAAUUGGGGAGAAACUAGUAUUAAAAUGACUAAUUUAAUCUGUUCCUCUUCACAUUUUACGCUUAAAUUGGGAGAAAUUAAUAUUAAAAUUAAUCAUUUUAUCUCCUGUUGCUCUUAAAAAUUUUAAAAUUGGGGAAAAAUUAGUAUUAAAAUUGGUCAUUUUAUCUCCUGUUCCUCGUUACAUUUAUGCUUAAAAUUGGGGAAAAAUUAGUAUUAAAUGAGUAAUUUAAUCUCGUGUUCUCUUUACAUUUUACAGUUAAAAUUGGGGAAAAAAUAGUAUUAAAAUUGGUCAUUUAAUCUCCUGUUCCUCUUAAAUCUUUAAACUUAAAAUUGGGGGAAAAUUAGUAUUAAAAUGAGUAAUUUAAUCCGUUCCUCUUUACAUUUUACGCUUAAAAUUGGGAGAAAUUAGUAUCAAAAUUAAUCAUUUUAUCUCCUGUUCCUCUUUACAUUUUAUGCUUAAAAUUGGGGAGAAACUAGUAUUAAAAUGAGUAAUUUAAUCUCCUGUUCCUCUUAAAAAUUUUAAAAUUGGGGAAAAAUUAGUAUCAAAAUUAAUCAUUUUAUCUCCUGUUCCUCUUUACACUUAAAAUUGGGGGAGAAAUCGGUAUUAAAAUGAGUAAUUUCUUCUCCCCGGACUCUUGGCAACUCCCUCCUGUCUCUGAUUUACAUACAAAUCUCUUAUUUAAAUAGAUUUUGAAGCCCAACGUUGUUAAUUAAUUAACUGCUCGUUAGCCCGGGGGGGGGUGGUGCUGGUCCCUAUGGACGUGGCCCCCAGGCCCCAACGCUGCUCUGGGGAUGGGCGGGGGGGUCACUCUUUUAUAAUCUUUUAUAAAAAAAUAUAUAUAUAUAAUCAAAAAAAAGAAAGAAAAGGUUAAAAUUUAACGAGUCGCUGGUUCUUUCCCCCCCCCCCAAUUCGGGGAAAAAUUCCCCUUUACAAAUCACUUUUUCACCAAGAUCUGGGUUUUCCACCCAAACUCCACACAAAAAGUUACCAAAGUCAAUAAAAGAGAAUAAACUAUCUUAUUAUUUUUUUUUUUAAUUAUAAUUCUAUGACUUUUUCCAUUGUGGACACACGGGGGGUCCCUCAAGUGACCUGAGGGAAUACAAACCUCCCCGUUUUGAGCGUGUUUUAGGGUUUUUUCAGCAAUAUUGUGCCUGCGGUGGGACGGGGGCAGAGCCCACAACGCGGAUUUAUAAACCACCGACACCGGGGUUUAUUUAAUUUUCUAUUUUUACAUUAAAUCCGGUUGUUAAACCGCGACGAGCGGAAACUCCCGAGAGAAGAACUCUGUAACUGACUAUUUUUGGUUUCUUUUUUUUGGUUUAUUUUCCGAAUAAACUUGACUAGUGACAUCUCUGUG